AUGGAAGGUGGCUUUAGCAAGGCACUGCGGAUGAGCAAGGAGGAUGGAACAGAGGUUAUAGCGAAGAUACCGUUCCCAAUUGCGGGACCCGCCUCGUCCACGACUGCGUGUGAAGUCGCAGUUAUGAAAUAUGUAAAAAGCAAUACAUCGUUUCCCGUUCCAGAGAUAUUCGCGUGGAGCUCCGACGCUUCCAAUCCUGUGGGCGCCGAAUUCAUUAUUAUGGAGAAAGCCCCUGGGGUGCAACUCUUCGAGGUGUGGGAUGCUAUGAAGGACAGCGCCAAGUUGGCCUUUAUCAAACGGCUGACAAUUUUUGGAAAGGCAGUUAGCAUCUAUUCAAUUUCCCGCUUGUGGGAGUUUGUACCUCUCCGAGUCGUCCCACAUCCCCGAGGACAAGCGAGUUACACUCCUCUUUGA
Messenger RNA from Venustampulla echinocandica, 414 nucleotides. RefSeq lists its product as uncharacterized. NCBI's taxonomy places the organism in Eukaryota, Fungi, Ascomycota, Leotiomycetes, Helotiales, Pleuroascaceae. The record is from RefSeq and is a predicted model, not a curated record. Bases 1 to 414 code for a protein of 137 amino acids. Gene Ontology annotation, cellular component: mitochondrion. The transcript is spliced from 2 exons.